GAGAUCAGGGGUUAUAAUUACCGGGAGCAUCAUUUGGAGGAAGAAGACGAUAAUCCUUGUGUGGAACUCGACGACGUCAUUAUAAAUGGAUUCAUCUACAGACCCAUUUCUCCUGACGGUGAAGGGGACGCCUACAACGUUCUCAAGGCGAUGGGUUUAAAAGUCUUCACAAGCACCAAGGUCCAGAAGCCCAGACUCUGCAUGGAGAGAAUGUACAGUAGAACAUAUGUACCUCCCGUGGCUGCUGGACUGAUGGAUUUCUCCCAUUUCGAGCGCAUCCCCGAUCAUUUGGAUCACAUCAUAGAUCAUGGCCCAGUGGAGACCAUCCGGAAGUAUUUCCCUGAGACGUGGAUUUGGGAUUUAGUUCCAGUGAAGUCUGUCGGAAGUGCUGAUUUGGAUGUGACCAUCCCCGACACCAUCACAGAAUGGAAAGCCAACGCGUUCUGCACUUCAAGUGAUACUGGCUUUGGCCUGUCCCCGACCGUGUCCCUCAGAGCCUUCCAGCCCUUCUUCGUGGAGCUCACCCUGCCUUACUCCGUGGUGCGCGGCGAGGCCUUCACGCUAAGGGCCACUGUCUUCAACUACCUGACCCGCUGCAUCAGGGUCAGCAUCUCACUGGCUCCAUCUGAUGACUUCCGGGCUACCCCUGUGGAGAAGGAAGAAGAAUCUUAUUGUCUGUGUGUGAACGGACGGAAAACAAUGUCUUGGGCUGUGACCCCAAAAUCUCUGGGUAAUGUGGAUUUCUCAGUGAGCGCUGAGGCCCUGAAGACAGAUCUGCCCUGCGGGAACGAGGUAGUGGAGACCCUGGACAAAGGGCGGAAGGACACAGUGAUCAAACAGCUGUUAGUAGAGCCUGAAGGGUAUGAGAAGGAAACGACCUACAACUUCCUGCUCUGUGCAGCUGGAAAGACAGCGCCGCAGCCAAUGUCCCUGAAGCUCCCAGAGAACGUGGUGCAGGGCUCGGCCAGAGCCUAUUUCUCAGUGCUGGGCGAUAUCCUGGGCACAGCCAUGCAGAACCUGCAGCAGCUCCUCCAGAUGCCCUUCGGCUGUGGGGAGCAGAACAUGGUCCUGUUUGCCCCCAACAUCUACGUCCUGGACUAUCUGAAUAAGACGGGGCAGCUGAGCGAGGAGACCAAAUCCAAGGCCAUUGGAUACUUAGUCAGCGGUUACCAGACACAGCUGAAUUACAAACACCGGGACGGCUCCUACAGCACUUUUGGGCCACGUUAUGGGCAAUCAGGGAACACCUGGCUGACAGCCUUCGUCCUCAAGUCCUUCGCGCAGGCCCGCUCUCACAUCUUCAUCGAGGAGAAGCACAUCCAGGACGCCCUGGCCUGGCUCGCUGGCAAGCAGAAGGAAAACGGCUGCUUCCGCAGCUCCGGGACGCUCCUGAACAAUGCCAUAAAGGGCGGGGUGGACGAUGAGGUCACGCUGUCUGCCUACAUCACCAUCGCGCUGCUGGAGAUUCCUCUGCCCGUCACUCACUCUGUGGUCCGUAAUGCUCUGUUCUGUCUGGAGACGGCCGCAGAGCAGGGAGGAAACCAUGUGUACACCAGGGCGCUACUGGCCUACGCCUUCGCCCUGGCGGGGAAGGAGAAGCGCAGGGCACUGCUAGACUCGCUUGACAAGGAAGCUGUGAAAGAGGAUGGCUCCAUUCACUGGCAGAGGCCUGGGAAGGAGCCGAAAGCCGAUCUCCCCUUCUUUCACCCCCGUGCUCCUUCCGCCGAGGUGGAGAUGACGUCCUACGUGCUCCUCGCUUAUCUCACCACUCAGCCGUGGCCAUCCCAAGACGACCUGUCAUUAGCAGUUCAAAUUGCAAAGUGGAUCAGCAAGCAGCAGAAUCCCAACGGGGGCUUCUCCUCCACCCAGGACACAGUGGUGGCGCUCCAGGCCCUGUCCCGAUACGGAGCUUCCACCUAUGCCAAGAGCGGAGGAGCGUCCACAGUGACCCUGCAAUCCACAGGGAAUUUCCAGGCCCAGUUCCAGGUGGAUCAUACGAACCGUCUGCUGCUCCAGCGUGUGGCACUGCCAGAGGUGCCAGGGGACUACAGCACGGGGGUGACAGGAGAAGGAUGUGUCUACGUGCAGACCAGCCUGAGGUACAACGUGCUCCCCAAGCCAGGCGAGGCGCCAUUCGCUCUGGAGGUGCACACAGUCCCCAAGACAUGUGACAGCCCCAGGGCCCAGAGGACCUUUGACAUCUCCAUAAACAUCAGUUACACAGGGAAACGCCCCAUCUCCAACAUGGUCAUCGUUGACGUUAAGAUGCUGUCAGGAUUCAUCCCUGUGAAGACAUCAGUGAGGAAGCUGGAAGGACAUCACCACAUCCACCGCACAGAACUGAGCACCAACCACGUGCUGCUCUACAUGGAGCAGGUGAGCAAUGUGACUCAGAGCUUCUCCUUUGCGGUGGAGCAGGACUUCCCCGUGCAGAGCCUGAAGCCGGCACUGGUGAAAGUCUACGAUUACUAUGAGACGGAUGAAUUUGCCAUCGCUGAGUACAGCGCCCCCUGCAGCAAAGUGGGAGCCGAGCAGAGCAACGUAUGAGGGAUGGAGUCAUGUUCCCAGCCUCCCGCGUCCCACCUGCUUAGCCCCUGCACAGGCUGAGGUGGAUGGAUGGAGCGACAGAGAAAACAGCAGUAAAAAGAGGGAAACAAACAUUACAAAUAAAUGAAUUCACCAACCUGA
This is a messenger RNA of Trachemys scripta elegans, 2688 nucleotides long. Its product is annotated as alpha-2-macroglobulin-like. Gene Ontology annotation, molecular function: endopeptidase inhibitor activity. Gene Ontology annotation, cellular component: extracellular region. The coding region runs from base 151 to 2547 and encodes 798 amino acids. The record is from RefSeq and is a predicted model, not a curated record. Lineage: Eukaryota; Metazoa; Chordata; Testudines; Emydidae. The transcript is spliced from 21 exons.